AUGCUGUGCACUCCGCCGCAACCGCUGCACUCAUCGCGGCGCCCGCUCCGUGCCGCGCCACGAUGCUCCAACGACGCCCAGCCCUCGCCGUCCACCGCGGCCGCCGGCGGCAUCCGGCGCCUGGUGCUCUCGCCCGAGGGCCGAGCGAAGCUGGACCCGCGGCCGGACCGCGACUUCUACGCGUUCCCGCGCCUCGUGACGCACGCGGACGACGGCUUCAUCGUCACGCUCACGGGCCUCUACCGGGAGCGCCUCCGCGCCGGGUGGGACGUGCUGGACCUCAUGAGCUCCUGGGUCAGCCACCUGCCGCCGGAGGUCCAGUUCCGGCGCGUCGUCGGCCACGGCCUCAACGCGCAGGAGCUCGCCAGGAACCCGCGCCUGGACUACUUCUUCGUCAAGGACCUCAACAAGGACCAGCAGCUGGAGCUCGAGGGUGGCACCUUCGAUGCUGUGCUCUGCACCGUCAGCGUGCAGUACCUGCAGUCCCCUGAAAAGGUCUUCGCGGAGAUGUUCCGGGUGCUGAAGCCGGGGGGCGUGUGCAUCGUGAGCUUCAGCAACCGGAUAUUCUACGAGAAGGCCAUCAGCGCGUGGCGGGACGGCACGGCGUACAGCCGCGUCCAGCUCGUGACGCAGUACUUCCAGUGCGUGGAUGGGUUCACGCAGCCCGAGGUGAUCAGGAAGCUGCGGUCGGCCGGCGGGUCGUCGCCGUCCUCGCCGCUGGACGCCGUGAUGAGGCUGUUCGGCGUGGCGGGCUCCGACCCGUUCUACGCAGUUAUCUCGUACAGGAACUUCAAGCCAAUGUGA
This is a messenger RNA of Miscanthus lutarioriparius, 804 nucleotides long. The record is from the annotation of a GenBank genome assembly. Lineage: Eukaryota; Viridiplantae; Streptophyta; Magnoliopsida; Poales; Poaceae.